This is a messenger RNA of Penicillium oxalicum, 306 nucleotides long. RefSeq lists its product as uncharacterized. The transcript has a single exon. The record is from RefSeq and is a predicted model, not a curated record. NCBI's taxonomy places the organism in Eukaryota, Fungi, Ascomycota, Eurotiomycetes, Eurotiales, Aspergillaceae. The coding region runs from base 1 to 306 and encodes 101 amino acids.
AUGGGGAAGAUCUCCGAGCGGUCGAAACGCAUGUUCAAAAAGGGCAAUUUAAGGUUCGUCCACCAAACUGUCGCUCUGGUUCGGAAGGCGGAGAUGGCCCAAUCGAGUAAUUUCAAGGUGGAGCUUCUGGCCACUUGUUUGAUCCCACGGAAAUUAGAAAGACCGAAGGCUGUCUUGCUUCUACACAGGCGGACAGAGGAGUUCUCUCUGUUGCAGCUUCAAUUCAGAGAGUCCGAGCCAGUGCUCUUCACUGAGAGCGACAUCCGAUCAUUCUCCUCUUCUCAGGGGGUUUACCCUCAAGUGUAG